CCAGUAUUUGCUUCGGAAUCUAGUUAGCUGUCCGUCGAGAUGUGGUCUCCAUGUGCCCAGCGAAUGAGAUACAGCGUGGGGCAUUGCCCCCAUUGGUCUCCGGUGCAAACCGCUCCGAGGUCUUUUGCGACUCGGUUGGGUGUCAAGUGCCCUACCGCAUUGGGCUGCGCUCCUUCUCGCUGCUCCGCAUGGGCUGGGGAUACACCUCUCGGGCGUGGCUGGGGCUGAGCCGCGCCUCGGUCCAGCGCCGUGGCCGGCGGUGGCGCUGCGCUGAACGCCAGGAAGUGGUCUUGGAUCCAGACCUAUUCAGCCCAGAGACCUUGACACAGGCGGCAGAGCCUCUUCAACGGUAUACUUAUGAAAGCCUUUUUGGAGGCUCAGCAGCUUCUGAGAGCUCGGCCUUCAGUGUGGAUCAUCAAGUCUUUGGCAACUAUGGCAGUUUGUGGAGCUUCUUUGCCCUGGCGGACCCGAGUCGUUGGACCAUGGCGGACGGCAUGACGCCCGCCUGCCCGAGCACCUGCACAUUGGCCAUCCGAGCGGUGCGACUGUUGGCAGAGGUGGACCAGUGGCGGAACUCGUCGCCGGCCAGGCGCUUGCAGCAACUUAGCCAGCUCUCAUUGCUCUUUGGCAAGGGCGACCAGUGGGAGUCCUUGCGGACUUGGGUGUGGCCACGGCUUACGGAGCUCUGGAAGGAGGAUGCUUCCUGGAUCCUUCAAGAACUCACCGAGCCUCAACGGAGCUGCUUCGAUGCCUUGAACACCGGCAAGGCUGCAGAGGUUUUGGAGGACAGGGGCCUUUGGCAAUGGGAGCUUUCGGCCUCUGGAGUGUCAGGAAGCUCUCCCCGCCUGAUGACAGGGGGGUUUUGGCGGCCAUUUCCAUGUGUGUUUAGGACCAGCCUGGGUAGGCGUCUCCUCAAGGGAGAGGCGCCCGGUUUCACUGUUCAACUUUUUCGCGCUUCGUCUUUGGUAAGACGCCAUGCGCCUUUCCCUAAAAUCUAGGAACCAAAUCAUUUGUGCGAGCGCUUCUUCAAGGAAGCUCCCCCCCCCGUCCUCAGGUGUGGGGACCUUCUUUGAAGAAGUGUGAGCUAUCCUGGGUCCAUGCUAUUAGCGUCCUAGUAAGGUACUAGUUACCUCUCCCUU
Durusdinium trenchii is the source of this 1139-nucleotide messenger RNA. The record is from the annotation of a GenBank genome assembly. NCBI's taxonomy places the organism in Eukaryota, Dinophyceae, Suessiales, Symbiodiniaceae.